UCCUCAAGUCGUGCUGAACCUCAGCAUCAAAGGUCAAUGGAGGUGCAAUGCUUUCGAGAUCUUCCUGCAUAAGAUUCUGAAUGUUAAGACAGGAAACGCAAUGAAUUUCUUUCACUUUAUCGAUUUAGUAUGAAUUAUAUUUCCACUCACAUUCCCUUUGCACCUUGACGAAUUCUCAACACUAUCACGAUGGACGAACAAACGUCCACAGGCUGUCGCUUGCCUCCAGAGCUUGUCCAGCAUAUCCUGAAAUAUCUUUCAAAUGAUGACGAAAAUGAAGAGUGGAACAAGAAAUCUUCAAGUUUACUAUCGGUUUGCCUUGCCUCUCAUACAAUGUGUCAAUUAGCGGCUCCUCAUCUUUAUCGAACGGUAAUCUUGAACGAUCCCAGAAGGGCACAAAUCUUUUUCAGUUUGUUUGAUUCGCAGCAAAGCCCAUCACAAGCACCUUGGAAUGAUAGCAAAAGUAUCGUUCGAUUACACAUGAAAUACUUGUGGUGUGGAAUCAUGCGCGAAUUGUUGUAUGAUUCCCCUCAUAAGCUCUUGCACGAAGUUCAAACAUCAGCACAAGAAGUUGCAUGGAUGCAAGCAGAUAGCGAUGGAAGAUAUCAUGGUUUUCAUUAUUCCACUGAACCAGCUUCACAAUCGAUCGAUAAGCCUUUUUGCAUCAAUGCAAUUCAUAUAGUUUGUCCAGAUCUGGGUAGAUGGACUUUGCCUCUAUUCUUCCAUUUGGAGAGCGUCAAGUUUGUUGCGGUGAGCCUGUAUCCAAAAGGGAACUGGGAUUUAGAAGCGGCCAAGAUUGAGAACGUCUUACGUGGUAUUCUAACAUCUUGUCGAGAGCUGGAAGCUUUGGAGAUUAUCGUUUGUCACACGAGAGCCGCAGCAGGCAGUCGUGCGAUUCGAAUGAACCGUUCUGUUCCUGUUGCACAUGCUGUCAGAGCAAUUGAUGACGAUCGAAUCACUGUUAAAGCUGCAGAUUACCUUUUUGAUGUGUAUGGACGUUCGCCAGCUGAUGAAGUCGUUCAGUAUACCCGCAUACAUUGGCAAGAUCGAGUGCAAGGAGGUUGUGGUCCUUGGACUGCUAUGGCUAGAUGAAUGAAGCAAUGCAUUUACUCGGAUAUCUAGAUUGUAUUUGAUAUUGAAUUCUCUCAAUUUGAUUGUGAGUGUCAACUUUG
Messenger RNA from Meira miltonrushii, 1172 nucleotides. RefSeq lists its product as uncharacterized. The record is from RefSeq and is a predicted model, not a curated record. The coding region runs from base 190 to 1092 and encodes 300 amino acids. The transcript is spliced from 2 exons. NCBI's taxonomy places the organism in Eukaryota, Fungi, Basidiomycota, Exobasidiomycetes, Exobasidiales, Brachybasidiaceae.